Molecule: messenger RNA, 618 nt
Organism: Paramecium octaurelia
Lineage: Eukaryota; Ciliophora; Oligohymenophorea; Peniculida; Parameciidae
Source: the annotation of a GenBank genome assembly
GAAGCUUAUAAGUUUACUUAGGAAAAAGAAAAUGAGAAAGAAUUUAAUUUAAAAGGAAGAGUUGAAAUUCUUAAGAAUUCUGCAGGUUUUGAAAAGUGUUUGUUAUACUAGAACUAGAAUCUUGGUGCAUUUUUAUUGACGAAACAUCGAAAAGCUAUUAAGAAAAGCCAAAAACAUAUCAACUUUAUCAGUAAAAAGAGGAUGUCUUUAAUUUUUUACCAAGGCAAUUUAAUUUAGGACUGUGGAAAAAUGAAUGGCAGCAAUUUGGUUGAUAUCCAAGUUGAUUAAAAUGUUUUGAGCUGGACAUUUGAAUAAUAGUCUAAAACUACACUUAAUUCUUAUUAGUCCUUAAUUAAGAUAUAUAAUUAGCCAAUUUAAUUACUUAAAUUGAAAUUUCAUUGGGUUCUCCAAUUCUGAAAGAAAAAAUAGUUAUAUAACUUACUCUUUAUUCUACUGGCUAUCAGUUUCUGAUAAAACUAUAGCAAUUGAAGCUUUUGUAAAGUAAAUGGAAUGCUGUGUUAAUAGAUAUUACUAAUAGAUCCUCUGAAGCGUAAUUAAAUUUUUCUGCUGUUCGGUAGACUAAUUCAAAAGGCUCUUUAAGAUUAGAAAAGGCUAACU